This is a messenger RNA of Suillus fuscotomentosus, 873 nucleotides long. RefSeq lists its product as uncharacterized. Lineage: Eukaryota; Fungi; Basidiomycota; Agaricomycetes; Boletales; Suillaceae. The transcript is spliced from 5 exons. The record is from RefSeq and is a predicted model, not a curated record. Bases 1 to 873 code for a protein of 290 amino acids.
AUGGUCAACUCGUCAGAGCAUGGACCAGCUCGUGUCAUCCCUCACAAGGACUAUUAUAUUCGUGGUGGUGAUAUGACCGUACUGCUGUUCUUCCGCCAGAAGUUCCAGUCAGCCGAAGGCGAGAAGCGCGGCUUAUCAGACAACAAUGCCUAUACUUUGGACGACGUCAAGAGCGAAGACUUCGUACAUUUUCUCUGGGUCUUCUACAACCCAAAAUAUUCGCUCAAUGAGGCACCUCUCGAGACGUGGCUGAGUAUCCUACAUCUCGCCAACCGGAACUCGCAGGAACUCAAGAAAAUUCAGAUAGAACCCGUCGAGAAGAUCGCAAUCUAUCAUGAGCACAGUAUCAACAAGAUCUUCCUCAUCCCAGCGUAUAUCGCGGUCUGCAAGAGGGAUAAGCCUUUGACCUUUUCUGAGGGCAUACAGCUUGGGAUGGAGACUGUUCUCCGUGUCGCAGACACUCGUGAGUGGGCUCACCAGCGUGCUGCUGAGAGCGGAGUCCGCUCGCCUACAUUUGACGAUUUCGAAGACGGUGAGAUGGAAUCUAUGGUCAAGGAGGUUUUUGGAAUAACGUCGCAACUACCAUCGUCGAUUGCACAAACUAGUAAUUCAUCUAGCCAUACCAACGGGUCUACCUACACAGACAGCACGAAAGUCAACGGGUCAGCAACAGCCAAAGCCAGUGGCGGCUCCUCAAUUCGUACUAACGGUUCAUCCAAUCCUUCGCUAAAUGCUGGUUCAAAGCUGGCUGCUUCGGUGCUUGAGAACAAGACGCCCCUGGAGAAGCCCAAAGCGUCUGAACAGAUGAAUGCGUCUUCCACUACAUCCCCCUCUACUGAUCCAUUCCAGGCUGGCUGCUACAAACCAAGAUGA